Molecule: messenger RNA, 1966 nt
Organism: Ziziphus jujuba (common jujube)
Lineage: Eukaryota; Viridiplantae; Streptophyta; Magnoliopsida; Rosales; Rhamnaceae
Product: tobamovirus multiplication protein 3
Exons: 14
Coding region: 484-1449 (321 amino acids)
Source: RefSeq, a predicted model, not a curated record
UAUGUAUGAACUGUGUGUGGGCAGCGUGGCAGAGACAAAAGAGUCACAGAUUGCUAAUCAACGAAACAGUUUUUUUCUUUUUUCCUCGUCUUGUCUGACCGUACACUGUCUCGUUUAGUAAAUACAACUUCCAUUUCCUCCCAACCUUCUAUCUUUCUCUUUCUGUUCCUCAGUUUUUCAUACCCAGGAUCCUGGUACGGCUCUGUUUCACUCUCUCUCUUGUCUUUCUAGCUGAGAAGAAGAAGAAAAAGAAGAUGGUGUUGGAAGCAACAGCGAGGAAUCAGGAUUGUCUCCCACCAGACUUGUUCGUCUUCAAUACAAUUCUGGCUUUCUUUAAUGGUUUUCUUGCUGUAGUUGCAUUUUCUCAGGAGAGUUAAAACUGUCCGUCUAAUUUGUUGGAUGAUGGAUAUCUGGGCCCACUUCCUCUUUAUGAUACACAUAUUGAAAGCCAAAACCAUUAGUGUUACCAAAUGUUGAUUCGAAAUGCUUGUCAGGAUGCACAUGCGGAAUCGAGAAGAAGGAUGGACACGCCAAAAAGUACUUCAUUUUAUGGUCGGCAGUUCCAACUUGGGUUACUUGAUAUAUUUUAUAUCUGCCCUUAUUGCAACUUGUCAGAAGUGGGUUUGCUGGUCUAAUGUGUGUGGGUUUAUCCUUAUGGCCUACCCCAAAAUUCUGUUUCUUGCAGCAUUUCUUCUGUUCCUAUCUUUCUGGGUCGACCUCUGCCAUCAGGCAAAUGAUGAUGAGGAUGAUGACACUGACAAUAGCAUUCAACAAGCAUUGCUGGAAAAUUCUAAGAAUAAACCUGAUUUGUUAAAUACAGAUGUGCAUUGGAGUUGUUGCUCAUUUGAAAGCCUUCAUGUUGGGAUCCACCAAAAAUUUGUGAUUGUGGUUGUCAUUCUCAUCUGUGCCUUGAUGAUAACAUUCGGUCUGGUAGUCUGGAUUGGUGCAGGGAAGAAUCCAAUUGAUUCUUCACUAGUUGCUCAGGUAUAUGAAGACUUUCUUGCCAUAGCUGUUAUUUUACUUGGAGGAGCAUUGGGUUGCUAUGGUUUAAUGUUAAUUUUAAAAUUGAGAAAAGUACGAUCUGAGCAAGCUUCAUCAGAGAUGUGGAAGGUUGCUGGUUUAGCAGUUACAUCUGUAAUAUGCUUUACGCCAAGUGCUUUAGUAGCCCUUUUUACAGAUAUUCCACUUUAUUAUCAUUGGCAUCUGAAGAAAAUCUAUGGAGUGAACUCACUGGUUUUUCUGAUUUUGUACUAUUUUAUAGGCUCUUUGGUGCCCUCGGCUUUUGUGUUAUGGAUCAUGAGAGAGUUGCCACCGCCAAUCAGUAAUCAACCGAAACAAGCAAGAGUAAUAACAUUUGUCAGCCAUGGCACAGCUGAGACCAGUCCUCGUCAGCUAUGGGCUUCUGCAACAAGUUCAAAGAAUGAGGCGCUGCGAUCAAGUCCAAUAUGAGAAGGAUUUCGAUGCUUACUAUAAAGUUCCAUCCCCUUGCCUUUGCCAUCUCUAAAGAACACAAGAAGAUCUGCAGAAAUGCAGUCUCAUCAUUCAAAUUAUAUGUGCCUGUUGGUUGCGAUGGCAUUGCAGUACAAACUUCGAUUGAAGCAUUUUACAGGUGAACACAUAGCUCUGGCUGCUGCUCCUUUUAGGCAUGCAUUUGUUCGUGUGCAUAGUUUCCGUCGCAGGAUUGCCAGAGAGGAAAAUUUGCUAAUGAUUUUCCGGUUGGAACCAUGAACUGUGAUUGUACUGUAUAUUAUAUAUUUUUUGACAUUUAUUUUUAAUUGUACAUCCCUCUAACAGGUAGAUGCCACUAAACAUUGUAUUGUUAAGAUGACAAACCGGGAUAUUAGAGAUGUUAUAUACAUUGAUGCAUUACAAUAAAAAAAGACUGGAGGUGUUAUACAAUACAAACUGAUCUUUGUUGCUAAAGGAGUUUCAGAAACCAAUGGAAACAAAUUUUUUUUAUGUUUAA